Molecule: messenger RNA, 606 nt
Organism: Prorocentrum cordatum
Lineage: Eukaryota; Dinophyceae; Prorocentrales; Prorocentraceae
Source: the annotation of a GenBank genome assembly
AUGGCGGACGGCCCGUCAAGGGCGUUGCUGGGCACCGAUGGCGAGUCUCCAGGCUCUUACUCCAGUUGGGUUGUGCUGGGCACUUAUCUUGGCGGCGGGACCGUCCUCUGUGGCUCAUACGUGUGGGGCAUUGCGGUCCUGAUGCGCCAGUAUGGCACCGCCAUGUCGCUCUGGGGCCAUCUCAGUGACCCUGGUUGGGCGUGGUUGAGGUACGGAUAUUACGUGUCAAUGACAGUUUCGGCCAUUGGUUUCUUUCCGAGCCUCGUGUAUGCGGUGCGCAUUUGCAGGUUUCUUCCGAAGAGCAAGGUGAAUGCGAUCUGCGCUUGGCUCCUAGCUUUCUACAUCAGCGAGAUGUUUUGGAUGCCGAUGUGCGUGGCGUACAUCAACUCACCUUCGACACUUAUGUACACAUUGAUCCGGAUAGAUCUCGCCAUGUCCGGCAUAUUGGCUCUAGCUUGGGCGUGUUCGAAGUUAGCCGCCGUGCCGGUGGAGGUCCAGGAGGCAGCAGGAUGUUGCGUUCGAGUCCUAGGCACCGUUGGCACCGCCAUCUUCGCCUUGCACUGCGCGGUCCUAGACGCCAUCGUUUGGCCUCCUUUCUUCAAGUGA